Leucoraja erinaceus (little skate) is the source of this 3008-nucleotide messenger RNA. It is a transcript of the gene hnrnpua, whose product is annotated as heterogeneous nuclear ribonucleoprotein Ua. Lineage: Eukaryota; Metazoa; Chordata; Chondrichthyes; Rajiformes; Rajidae. Gene Ontology annotation, biological process: regulation of mitotic spindle assembly; RNA localization to chromatin; CRD-mediated mRNA stabilization. Gene Ontology annotation, molecular function: promoter-specific chromatin binding; RNA polymerase II cis-regulatory region sequence-specific DNA binding; poly(C) RNA binding. The record is from RefSeq and is a predicted model, not a curated record. Gene Ontology annotation, cellular component: mitotic spindle microtubule; cytoplasmic ribonucleoprotein granule; nuclear chromosome.
ACGGUAACACGCUACUGAGCGUGCGCGGCGCCUCGAGGUGGGAGCGAGCGGGUCGGGUGGGAUCGGAACCGCCAGCGCACGGAGGCCGGAGCAGCCAUGAGCGACAUCAACGUGAAGAAACUCAAAGUAUCCGAGCUCAAAGAUGAGCUGAAGCAGCGGGGCCUGAGCGUGCAGGGCCUGAAGGCUGAGCUGCAGGAGAGGCUGCAAGCUGCCCUUGACAACGAGACCGAGGAGACCGAGAUGGAGACGGCGGGGCCGGGAGACGAUGGGCCCGGGCCGCUGGAGACCGGGGAAAACGGUAAGGAGGAGGCGGCCCAGAGCUCCGCCUGCCCGGAGGAGCUGCCCGAUGAGGACGAGGAACAAGAACCGCUGUGCAAGGAGGCGCUGGGAGCCCGAGAUGAGGACGAGGCGCUGGGCUUGAACGGCGCCCCUCCAGGGCACUUGGAAGCCUCUCGGCCUCUGGUCGAAGUCCAGGGCCUCGGAGAGUCCGGCCCACAGCAGCAACAGGCGGCGGCGGCUGAGCCCGCCCGUGGGGGAGGGGAGACUAUCGACGACCAGUUCGAAGAGGAGGAUGGAGUGGAGGAGGCAGAGAGCGCGGACUCGGAAGCCGAGCCCAAGACGGUGGAAAGCGAAAGUGGCCUAGGCGAGGAGGAGGAAGAGGAGGAGAACGGGAUGGCCGAGGCCCCGGCCCACGCGGCGCCCGCCGGGCCCCAGCAGCAGGCGGGAAACGAAACAAUGGAGCUCGGUCAGAGCGCGGAGGCCGAGCCAGAGCGGAGAGAGCCAGAGGUGCCGGCGCCGGCCCCCGAGCCGCAGCCGGCCAUCCAGCAAAGCGGCAAAGGCAGAGAAAGCCUGGUUGAACAGACAGCUGAUAAGAGUAAAGAGCAAAAUCGCAAAGGAAUAAAGAGACCCCAUGAAGAUCACGGACGCGGUUACUAUGAGUACAUUGAAGAAAACAAAUAUCGGCGGUCUAAAUCUCCUCUGCCCCCUGUGGAAGAAGAUGAGGAGGAGUUUGAUGAUACUGUAGUUGCUCUGGAUACAUAUAAUUGUGAUUUGCACUUUAAGAUCAAUAGAGAUCGUUUUGGCGCGAUGCCACUGACUAUGGAAGGUUUUGCCUACCUAUGGGCUGGUGGAAGAGCUUCUUAUGGAAUUAAUAAAGGCAAAGUCUGCUUUGAGAUGAAGGUUUCUGAGAAGAUACCAGUUAAACAUCUGCCAGCAGAUCAGACUGACCCACACGAGGUGAGGGUUGGCUGGUCACUGGAUUCCUACAGCAUGUUACUUGGGCAAGAAGAGCUUUCCAUUGGGUACUCUGGAAAUGGAGCAAAAUGUUCGAAUUGCAAAUCUGAAGAAUAUGGUGAAAAGUUUGGAGAGAAUGAUGUGAUUGGCUGUUUUAUUAACUUUGAUGCCGAUGAAGUAGAAGUCUCUUACUCCAAGAAUGGACAGGAUCUGGGUGUUGCAUUUAAGAUUGGGAAAGACUGUCUCGCUGACAGAGCUUUAUUUCCACAUGUUCUCUGCCAUAAUUGUGCAGUGGAGUUUAAUUUUGGACAGAUGGAGACUCCAUACUUUCCUAUACCUGAAGACUUCAUUUUCAUCCAGCAAGUCCCAUUAGAGGAGCGUGUACGAGGGCCAAAGGGCCCGAAUACCAAAGGAGAAUGUGAGGUUUUGAUGAUGGUUGGCUUACCUGGCAGUGGAAAAUCAGUGUGGGUUUCGAAGCAGUCAGCAGAAUAUCCAGGAAAAUACAAUAUUUUGGGGACAAACAACAUCAUGGAUAUUAUGAAGGUUAGAUAUUUGUGAAAAAAAUAUGAGAAGCCGACAAAUAGAUGUGAUGCUGUUGGAAGAAUGCAGGCUUCCCGUCUUAGCUUGUUGAGAAUAGUCCGGGGUUCAAUUUGAAACAAUUCUAAUUUUCUUGUGUAGACAAAUGUGUGUGCAGCUGCACAGAGAAGAAAGAUGUGCCUGUUCGCAGGCUUCCAGCGUAAAGCGGUUGUCAUUUGUCCAUCAGAUGAAGAAUAUAAGGAGCGUUCAAAGAAGAAAGCAGAGGAAGAGGGAAAGGAUGUCCCAGAACAUGCUGUUCUGAAAAUGAAAGGUAUCUUUGCACUACCUGAAGUGGGUGACUUUCUGGACGAGGUGAGCCACGCUGAACUGCAGAAGGAAGAUGCUCAGAAAUUGCUUGAGACGUACAAGGAAGAAAGUAAGGCAGCUCUUCCACCUGAGAAAAAGCCCAACACUAAUGCUGGGAAGAGAGCAAUGAAUCGGGGGCGGAAUGGUCAACGAGGUGGAAUGAACCAGUACAAUAGAGGAGGUCAGAGAGGGGGACGUGGUGGAUAUCAGAACCGUGGUGGCAAUUACCGAGGAGGUUCAAACCGUGGCCAGUUUAAUAGAAGAGGAAAUCAGCAAAAUCAUGCUUAUCCUCAAAACCAGCGCUUCACUCCCAUGGUAGCCUACACCAGGGGUGGUUUCAUUGAUAGGGGCUCCUUCAGCGGCAGUGGUGGUUCUUAUAACCACAGGGUUCAAGCAGACAACCACGGGGGUUCAGGCAACAACCGAGGUGGCUAUGGACAGAAUUUCAGGGGCCGGGGAAAUCGUGGGUACAACCAAGGCUACAGAAAUGAAAACUACAACCUAAGUCAGGGCUACAAACAGAACUGGAACCGUCAGCAGCAGGCGCGACUUCAGCAGUUCUGGAGCCAGUACAGCAAUCAGUAUAACAAAGACUACUACUAGGAUCUGCAGAGAGUGAUCCAACAACUGUUUCACUGCAGCUGUAACUUCAACCAAGAGAUGUCAACUUUUUUAAUCUUGAUUUUUAAACAUUCCAAAACAAAGUGCCUGCAGGUCGUAUUUGGAAGCUUUAUCGAUUAAUUGAUUUUUAAGUGUCUUUUAUUUUUUUACAUUUUAAUUGUAAUGUUUAGGUGGAAUGUGGUGAACCUCCAAUUUCUAGAGGAUGAAAACAUUUUCAGUUUCUGCAUUUUUUUUCUGUAAAAUUUUAUCAAAUAAAACCCCCCUGAACUUGU